This is a messenger RNA of Dentiscutata erythropus, 960 nucleotides long. The record is from the annotation of a GenBank genome assembly. Lineage: Eukaryota; Fungi; Glomeromycota; Glomeromycetes; Diversisporales; Gigasporaceae.
AUGGCUAAUGCUGCCCUUCUCGCUUCGGCACUUAGUGUGGUGACAAACCAAACCAUUGUGCCUUAUGAUGAAUAUUUGAAAAAAAAAGAUAAUAUGUCUUUCUUAUUUCAAAUGUUGAAUUCAGAUGACCUUCAUCAAUCACAUUUAGUUGGUGGAAUCGUUUCAACUGAUGAAAACGAUUUGGUUGAAGCUCAGGUUGAGUAUGACGAUGACGAUGCUGAUGAUACCAUGCAGAUCUUUGUUAGAUCUUUAAGCGGCAAAGUCUUGACUAUUAAUUGUAAAUCUGGCACUACCAUCGGAAAAAUCAAGCACAAAAUUCAAGCUAAGGAAGGAAUUCCACUAGAUCAACAGCGGCUUGUUUUUGCUGGCAAACAACUCGAUGAUGGCUAUACACUUUGUGACUAUAACAUCUUCAAAGACUCAACACUUCAUCUUAUACUUCGUCUUCGUGGUGGCGGUGGUGCUUUAAACUACUUUCUUCAUCCUGACCACCUUGACCCUAUGUAUGAUUUUGAUUUCACUAAUGUCACAGAUACCGCUAGUUUCUUUAGAGGUCAAUUUCAGUAUAGACGUCCUGUAGGAUGGAAUCGAAUUGCUUUAAAGGUGCUCAAUAAGUAUGAAAAUAACACAUGGCUCGGUGGAGCAAGUCGACAAUUCCGCCAUCAUUCUGAACCAAAUGAAUGGCCUGUAUCCUAUCAUGGAACCACAAAAUGCGGUGGUAGAUCGAUUGCCGAAGAUGGUUACAACUUGAGCAGUGGCAAACAAUUCCUUUACUCUCAAGGAAUCUAUACUACUCCAGAUGUCAAUGUUGCCGAACGUUAUGCUGAGAAAUUUACUCAUAAUGGCGUCCAAUAUCGUGUAUUGUUUCAAAAUCGCGUUAACCCAGCGACCUUAUCAAUUCUUUCUACCGCAGAAACUGGUUGCGGCGAGUAUUGGAUCUCUCCUAAAGGAUCUGGUUAG